This is a messenger RNA of Miscanthus lutarioriparius, 1350 nucleotides long. The record is from the annotation of a GenBank genome assembly. NCBI's taxonomy places the organism in Eukaryota, Viridiplantae, Streptophyta, Magnoliopsida, Poales, Poaceae.
AUGGCUUUUGCUGCUCCUAAACCUCAUGUCAUGGUGCUACCCUUCCCUGCACAAGGUCAUGUCAUUCCACUCAUGGAGUUGUCCCAUAGGCUAGUUGAUUACGGAUUCAAGAUUGACUUCAUAAACACCGAGUUCAACCACGAUCGUAUCUUCAAGUCCAUGCAAAACAAAGGAGCAAUCCCUGAGGGUUUACACAUGCUCUCAAUUCCAGAUGGUAUGGACCCUGAUGAUGAUCACACAGACAUUGGCAAGAUGGUCGGGGGCUUAUCGGCUGCCAUGCUCAGCCCCCUUGAGGAGAUGAUCAGAAGCAAGAAGAUAAAAUGGGUGAUAGCAGAUGUGUCUAUGAGCUGGGUGCUAGAACUGACAAAUACAGUGGGAGUACGUAUUGCUUUGUUCUCAACUUACUCAGCAUCUGUGUUUGCACUAAGGAUGAAACUGCCCAAACUGAUCGAGGAUGGUGUUAUUGAUGAAAGCGGGAAUGCGAAAGUGCAUGAGAUGAUCCAACUGAUGCCACCCAUUGAUUCAACUGAGAUCCCCUGGGUCAGCCUGGGCAGCACCCCAGAAAGACGCAGAGUGAACAUACAGAACGUGAUUAGGACUAACAGAUUGAUAGUGCUUGCUGAGGCCAUCAUCUGCAACACAUUCAGAGAAGUAGAACCUGAAGGGUUGGCUCUCAUCCCCAAUGCAUUACCCGUAGGUCCACUGGUAGUGCCGAUGUCAAAUCCGACUGGUCAUUUUUUGUCUGAAGAUCUGACUUGCCUCACCUGGCUUGACAAGCAAGCCCCCAGCUCUGUCAUUUACGUGGCAUUUGGGAGCUCUACUGUCUUUGACGUGACAAGAUUCCAUGAACUCGCCACUGGACUUGUGUUAUCGGGCUGGCCGUUCGUAUGGGUGGUUCGGCCAAACUUCACCAAAGAAAUCAAUGAGGACUGGUUCAACCAAUUCAAGCAAAGUGUCAAUGGGAAGGGACUGAUCGUUACUUGGGCUCCCCAGCAAAGGGUACUGUCACACCCCUCAGUCGCUUGCUUCAUGACACACUGUGGGUGGAACUCGACGAUGGAAGCUGUGCUGCAUGGUGUCCCAUUCUUGUGCUGCCCCUACUUUGCUGACCAGUUCUGCAACCAGAGCUACGUGUGCAAUGUGUGGAAAACAGGCCUGAAGCUUUGUUCCAACGAGCAAGGGGUCGUCACAAAGGAGGAGAUCAAGGAAAAGGUCGUGCAGCUGAUGAGCGACAAGGAUAUCAAGGCGAGGGCAGUUAUGUGGAAGAACAUGGCAUGUGCAAGCAUCAGAGAGGGAGGAUCCUCUCAUGCGAACUUGCUCAAACUUGUGAAAGUGCUACGAGAAGGAUGA